AUGUGAUAGUACAAUCACGGGCAGGAUUCGUGAUUCUGGAUCUUGGUUGAAAUUGAUGACGACCUUCAUCCAUCGUCGGAUUUCUACAGCCAUUCUUCAGCCAUCAUCGGCUUUCUACAGCCAUUCUUCAGCCAUCAUCGGCUUUCUACAGCCAUUCUUUAGCCAUCAUCGGAUUUCUACAGCCAUUCUUUAGCCAUCAUCGAGUUUCUACAGCCAUUCUUCAAACAUCAAGUUUCUUCAGAGCCUCUUUAGCCGUCAUCGGCUUUCAACAGGCUCCUGUAGAACAGUUGAUGGCCUGGCAAAAUCACUGAGGGUGAUCAAGCGUACAAAAUGCCAUUGCUUUGACCGAUUUCAUAUAAAGCUAACCUACCUGAGACAUCUUCAUGUCAGCACCGAAUCAGUUUAUUACGCCUAUCAUGGUCAAAACCAACAUCCCACCAGUUACAGUCUGUGGUGGUAUCACGAAAGACAGCAGUAAAUCCUGCACUGCUAAGCAGACGUCUCCAACCGCUGGACGGGAUGUACCACCAGCGACAGGGACAGCUGCGGGGACAGCCCCUAACCCGGUGCCUGAAAUCACUGCGCCAAGCCCGGUCAAGUCGGAGUCACCAGAGAGGCGACGGGAGCCGCCAGCCCACAAAAUCUCAACGGUUACGCAGGAGUCUAUGUGCGAGACGUACCAGUCUGGAACUGGGGCGCUAUCUCCGUCCCGCCUUGACGGAAAUGCGUUGGAGCCUUGUCUGCCUUCUCCAGACGCCUACCAACCGCAGAUUCGGAACUUACUGUGUGGAAGGUUGGAUGAUGAAUAUUCAAUGCCAAGGUCAAAGGUCAUUUAUCUAUAUACUGUUGCCUUGCCAUUUGAGUAUGACGUUGAAAGAGACAUGUUUCGAGAAAUCGUUUACAAGAACCUAUUCGUUCACUGUGCUGACCGAGGCUACCAUUUAGAGAUCCUGGAUCAUCACUGGGCCAUGACGGAGGAGAAUAUACACAGUGAGGGCGUCAAGAAAGUUUGCCUUAGUACGUUAGAAAAGUGCCAGGACAGCUCAGUGUCUUCUUUAUACUUAAUAUUCUUUAACGAGAAGAUAGGUAUGCUAAAGUGCCCACAAAGAAUCCAAGCAGAGGACUUUGACUGCAUCCUCAGCGAUCUCGCAGCCAAAGAACAACAAAACUUGCUCAACCAAUGGUACCGCCUUGACAACAAUCACCUGCCGCCAUCUUACUGCCUCCAGCCAAUCAGAAAACACAUUACAAAGUAUGGGGAUCCCGAUGGGGGCGCGCAUGAGGAGGCCAUGAAGGAGUGGGAGGAGAUUGAGGAGAAACUAGUGAGAGUUCUCUACUCGUCCAUGAUGAAGGAUCAACAGGACAGAUACUUCAAAUCAGGUUUCGAAUCCGAGUUAGAGGAGGUUAUAUUCACCAAGAGUAGUGUGCCUGUGGAUUCGGUCAUCUGGAUUAAGCGUACAAUCAAAAACAAACCUGAGAAAUUAAAUGGGAAAAACUGUCGGAAAUUCUCGGACAUAUGUGAUGCGACGCUUCAUAACUCAGCUCAGGAUAAGAUUCAGACCAUCAAAAGUGCAUUGGAGGAGCGAGUGUCACCGAAGCGUCAGAUGGCUUACACGCUUCCUUGGGCGGAUGAGGGAGUUUCUCAUGAAAACAAAUAUCACGAACAACAGUUGAUCUCACUCUCCGAAUCGUUUGAGAAGUUGGCACGGCAGCUCAUUGAUGGUUUAAUGGAAACAGACCGGGAACAGAGGAACCUGUCCCCUAUAAAACGAAUACACAGCCGCCUUCACUACGAGCUUCUACACCACACACAACUCUGCCAAAUAUACUCAGAAGACUUCUACGGACAGGAAAACUUGCUGAACAAAAUUCAGAGCUACAUCAUCAGUGGGCAUCCCGAGGGGGAAGUGGAAUUAAAGCGCCCUCUGGUGAUCAGCGGGGAACCAGGGUCAGGCAAGAGCGCUCUGGUUGCUAUGGCAAUCAAGCAAUGCCAAACCUUUCGGUUUUGGGAAAACGCUGGCUAUGUUUACCGUUUCUGUGGCUCGUCCCCGGAGUCGCGAACGCUAGAGCAAGUGAUUCACAGCUGCUGUGAGCAGAUUUGCCUCCUCUAUGGCCAGCAUCCAGCUACCUUCAUGAAGGACAUCAAACAUCUUCCAUCCACCUUCCCAAGUCUUCUCCAGUUCAUUCCCGUCAACCGGCCUCUCCUGAUCGUCCUCGAUGGGUUGGACCACCUCCAACAUUCCCACACUCUAUCCCUCAGCUGGAUCAUGCCAGAACUUCCAAAUACUGUCAGGAUGAUCUUAACUCUGAGAGAAAGUAACACUUCAAUGAUGGCAGAACUCAAGGAAGAGAUUCUUGAUGAUACGUUCUUUCUCACACUCUCCAAACUCGACCUCAGCAGCGUAAUGGACAUCCUAUGCAAUACCCUUGUCAACUGCAACAGGACUUUAACCAAGGAACAAAGGGAAGCAGUAGAGAGUGCAUUCGAGACCAGCGCCUACCCAAUCAACGCUAAGGUCACGUGCAGGAUAGUUAGCCAAUGGAAGGACUCGGAUUCAGAUUGCAUCAUACCAAAAUCUACCAAAGAACUCGUUCUAAGAUUAUUCGAACUCCUCGAGGCAAAGUAUGGAAGCAUCGUAUUGGUUGCGCUUAGAUAUGUGUCUGCCGCGAAGUGCGGUCUCACAGACACUGAACUGAACGACUUGGUAACCUGUGAUAAGAAUAUUGACCCUACUCCUCGACCUCCUGGCCUCCGAGUCAAACGCAUCUCAUCCAGUUCGUGGAGGGUGAUCUUCCCAGAGUUAGACAUCUUCUUGCAGCAGUGUACUUUGUCAAACGGUGUCUCAGUCUGGAGAUGGAAAUCCGACUUCCUCGGGCAAAUAUUCGAAGAGAAGUAUGGUACUAAAGAUACUCAUAGGACAAUGUUAGAUUAUUUUGAAGGGAGGCUUGCAGAGAGUCACGAAGACACUGGCAUUCAGGAACAGGGUAUGACAAUCAACGAAACAGAAAACUCUCGAUACAUGCUUGAAGUCUCACACCAUCUAAUCAUAUGUGGUGAAUUGGAAAAAUGCCGUAAGAAUUUCUUUGACUACAAUUGGCUACAUUUGCAGAUUGGUGCAGUUGGGAUCCACCAGGCUUUGGCUGACAUCAGUAAGCAUCUACUGCAAAACGAAUCGGAUGUUGAUCUGGUUAUUCUCUUUGACUUGCUUGUUGCAUCCACAUACGCUCUUGCCUGUGACCCGUCGCAGUUAUUCCCUCAGCUGUACAUGCGGACUUUGGGUAAAGAUCUGACCCAGACUCCUCUCACCAUGGGUCUGUGCACACUAGAACCAAGAAAACUCGGGAACUGUUUGCUUCCCAAGAAGGAACAGAUCAUGAGCAUUGAGAACGGACGACGUGAGUUUGGGGUAGUACGGGACACAAUAUUGACGGGGCUGUUCCGUUUGAAGGGCGAUCCCAAUCAUGUGAUAUCAGUCGCAACGAAACGCGGCGAGGUCAAAGUCUGGAAUAUUCAGGAUGUGAAAGUCGUGCGGACACUUAAAGGUAUAGUAAUGCCGCGAAACAUUAAGCCCAUAACUCAACAUCAGGUGGCAAUACUGUGCAACCGCGAGAUCAAGAUAUACAACUUGGACACCGGUUGCUGCGAGUCGAAGCUCAAAGGAAUCCUAAAUGUCAAGAUGCCGUACUAUGGCGUCCAUGAUGACAAUCAUGUUGUUGCUUUGUCCCGGAACCGGAUGUACGUCAACGUUAUGAAUAUCGUUUCCGGUGACAUGGCUGCCACUUUCAAAGCUGGCGAAGACCGGUUCCUCAACAGUUUGGUCGUCAGUGGUAACGGGAAGAUCUGUGUUUGUGGCGAUGAGGUCCAGAAGCCGUUCCCACUGCUGGUGUGGGAUCUGGGGAGCAGGAAACUGAUCCAUGAUCUCAGGAUAGAACAACAUGAGUUCAUCACCAGCAUGACCGCCAUGACACAUGAUGGACAUUUCAUCGCCUGCAUUUCUAAGGAACUAGAAGGAGGUUCCAACUUCAUCAUCGUAUACGAUUUGGAGACAGGGCAGCUUUUCAAGAAAUGGAAGCCAGCGCAUAAUACAACAUGUGUUGCGAUCUCAAGUGAGGCUCAUUGCGUGGUCACUGGGGCUGAGAACGGCGCACUCUAUGUGUGGGACCUCACAGGAGGGCAGUGCAAGCAUACACUGACCGGCCACUCGGGAUGCCCAGACAAGAUCUCACUCUCCGACUCGGGAGAGUUCGGCAUCUCGUAUGAUUCCACCUGCAAUGAUCGCAGCGUCAGACUCUGGGAUGUCAAAAAUGGCCUAUGCGUUGGUACCUUCAUCCCGGAUGACGCCAUGACAUGUUGCGAAAUCUCACCAGAUGGCAGCAGUGUCAUAAUUGGCCUUCCGGGAAUGGAGGACAUCAUCGUUCUUAGACCACUAACUAUGGAAGGCGAGCGGUCAGCAGGGGAGGUGCCGGUAUUUGGUGACGCAGAGAGGCAAGGCAUGGUGUUUGAUUUGGCUGACGGGCUCUGAGACCGACAUCGAAGUAGCAGAUUGGUCUACCAAUUCUCAGAUUAUUGGACCAAACCAACAGGGACCCGAAUGUGGAAAAUGAUAAGGGAUGUUGUUGGAUCACCUAGCUUAGGACACAUUACACAUUGUUAUGGCUUCCUAGGACUCUUGAGAUGAUGAUGACACCCAUUCAGUAAUAAUAUUCAUGUACAUAUAUGCAUAUAGGCCUACUGGUGUUCCGUUUUGCCAAUCAGGCACUUUGAAAACACAAUAAAUUAAAUUUGUUCUCGGGAUAAAUACUUAUUUGCUGCUAAGUCACUUUAGCAGUAAAAUAUUAAAACACUGAAAACGUUGGACUUUCAAGUGUGAAUUAUCAUGAGCUCGAAAGAUGGCUUCCCGUCAAAUGCUCAAAGGUCAAAGGGUAUUUAAAUGUGCGUAUUCGAUGGAAUCAUUAUACACGUGAUCUUGUAUGUACAUUGUACUGUGUAAUGCCAUUUGGAGUUUUCUGUGAUUGUAACAAAGUGCUUUAUUAGGAUAGUUCUGUGUAUAUUUCUUUUCAUCAGAAAUGCAUUUAAAUUUAACUGAAAGUCGGUUUUCGUAUUAAAAUGGCUUGGCGAGUUUCCGCAUCGCUUACGAUUACGAUUACGAUUACGAUUUUAAAGUCGUAAUCGUAAUACAUGUACUCUCAAAACCGGCAUGAACCAGAAAUUUUGUUUCCGCAUUCACACCAACGACUUGGCGUACUGUAGUACAUGUCCUAUACUCUGCUCUCAUGCUCUGGGUGCACUUUUCUCGGCGCUAAAACAUGAUCAAAAUCGCCGUUGAUAACAUUAAAUGCAGUUCCUAUGUUUGACAGAUAUGUUCUAAAGUAUUCUUCAAUGAAUAUUUCACCUUGAAUUUGAUAUGUAGCGUGGAAAAUAGGCUUUUCGCUAAUCCAUGUAAUCGUUUUUCGACUUACGAAGAUCAGCCGGAAUCCUCGUAAAAGCGAGACGAAAGUACCAUCGACGAUUUCGCUGCGGAUGACGUAGCACCAAAAAUCGAUGACGUCAAACACAAAUCGUAAUCGUAAUCGUAAUCGUAAUCGUAAGCGAUGCGGAAACUCGCUGAUGUUGGCUCCGGACAGACUAUCAGCGCAAAGCAGCGAGAAAACCACCAUUGCGUCUGGUUGGCUGCAGUGCCAACACAAUUUAAACCGUUAAACCACACUGUAUCCUCGUUAUUAGCUAUUCAUUGACAAGUUGGUGUUUUGUGAUGUCUUGAAGUAAAGUGACGUGGUCAACCUCUUCCUUUGUGCAAAAAAGACCCGAUAUACGCCUUUUGCCAAGUUGAGACUGUUAAAGAACUAGUUCUUGAAGGCCCGCGGUGAGGCGUUGCUGUGCACACUGUUCUUCUUAUACGAUUUUGCACAAGGCACAUACACCAUGGUGAGGCGCCACCGUUCAUUCCCUAUAUUGAAUUAUCGUGAUCAGUCGUUUGUGAUAGUUGUUCAAAGUGGUAAAGACAUGACUGUGCAUAUUAUCAAAAAUUGAUAUCGUUAUAUUGUAUCUGGCCAAGAAGUGCUCUAUAAUUGGGAUGGCUUGCGGUCGUUGGUCGGCGGCCAUAUUGGUGAUUGCCAGUGUAUCGUCUGAAAGGAAGUCGCAAAGCAGCAAAGCCCUACGGUGCACCAAUCACUUGCUAUCGGUGCAAUCUAGCCUUUAAUGGCCAACACCGUUCGUAAAAACACCUUUUCUAUCAUACUGAUUAUGGUUAGAUCAUGUCUUUAAGUUGAAAUAAAGCUAUUUUUCAUAAAGUGUAUCGUUUAAAGAA
This is a messenger RNA of Lineus longissimus, 6308 nucleotides long. RefSeq names its product NACHT and WD repeat domain-containing protein 2-like. The transcript is spliced from 12 exons. NCBI's taxonomy places the organism in Eukaryota, Metazoa, Nemertea, Pilidiophora, Heteronemertea, Lineidae. The record is from RefSeq and is a predicted model, not a curated record. Gene Ontology annotation, molecular function: protein binding. The coding region runs from base 384 to 4523 and encodes 1379 amino acids.